Molecule: messenger RNA, 1925 nt
Organism: Tripterygium wilfordii
Lineage: Eukaryota; Viridiplantae; Streptophyta; Magnoliopsida; Celastrales; Celastraceae
Exons: 9
Coding region: 712-1599 (295 amino acids)
Source: RefSeq, a predicted model, not a curated record
AAACUCGAAAUUGAGAAUUGUAGCAAGAACCCAAAAACUCGCGUGACAGUUGGGUGAAGGGUUUUUCUCGUGCACAGCUAGUCUGCUUCCCCUUCCACUUCUGCUCUCUCUGUAAUAAUGUCUCUCAUUCUUUCAAAAUUCGAAGCCUUCGAUUUUCUUGCUAAAAUAUCAUCCAACAACUCCGCUGAAAUGUCUACUGAGCUGCAAUUGAACCGUUUUAAGUCCAGCUUUUGAGCUCCCAAGUUCGUAUCGGUUUUUGAAUUAUUGAAACUGUGGUUGUUGAGUUCGCCGUCUGUUUGGUUUUGGAUUGAUUAUUUAUGCAAAAGAUCUAUUAAUUUGUCGAAAUUGAAUUCAAUCGCCUCCUGGUGUUUUGAAGAAUCCGAAUCUUCAAGCGAGCUGCAGCCUUGGAACAUCCAAGUUAAACAAGGAGAUGCCAGCACCAACCUAUUUGGAAUGACGACCUUACAGAACUAAGAUCUGUGGAUACCUGUGCUGAAGAGAACUUUUAAUGGAUUCCAGAACACACAGGAUAUACAAUCCUCGACCCAAGUUUCACACGAGUCCCCGAGUGAACGGCAGAACAAUCAUUCGGGAGAGCCUCCCUUGGAAGACUUUGGCUCUGUAUCUGCUUCAAGCAAUGAUAACAGAAAGGUUUCACGCCAAGAUAUUGAACUUGUCCAGAAUUUAAUAGAACGGUGCCUCCAACUGUAUAUGAAUAGAGACGAGGUGGUCAAAACCCUUUUAACUCGUGCAAGGAUUGACCCUGGAUUUACGACUUUAGUUUGGCAGAAGUUGGAAGAAGAAAAUGCAGAUUUCUUCCGGGCCUAUUACAUAAGGCUGAAAUUGAAAAAACAGAUUGUUUUAUUCAAUCAUUUGCUUGAGCAUCAGUUUCAUCUUAUGAAUUAUCCCAUGCCUGCAAAGGUUACCUUGGCUCCUAUACAAAAUGGGACUCAUCCCAUGCCCGUUAACAUGCCUAUGGGAUACCCUGUGCUACAACAACCUCCAGUUCCAGCUCCAGCCCAACCUCAUAUUGAUUCCAUGAGGUAUGGAAUAUCAAGCUGUCAUGUGGUUAAUGGGGUUCCUGCCCCGGGAAAUUUUCAAUCCAUUCGGAUGAAUUCUGGGAAUGAGAUGAUGAUGGGUACAAGUGCAGCUGAAAUAGCUCCUGUUGUUCCUCAUAGCAGUGUUAUGUCAGAAAUGUCUGUGAGUCCUACGUCUGCCGCAUCUAGUGGUCAUUUCCCUUUCAGUGCAUCAGACAUGUCGGGAAUUGGAGUUGACACUUCUGCUCUAGAUACAACAUUCACAUCAGAUGUGGGAAGUUCAGUAAGAUUGCAGCUUGGACCUGACGGUGGGGCUGGAAACUCGAGAGAUUCCCUCAGAUCAUUGGAUCAAAUUCCGUGGAAUUUCAGCCUCUCAGAUCUGACUGCAGAUUUGUCAAAUUUGGGAGAUUUAGGGGCCCUUGGAAAUUAUCCUGGUUCUCCCUUUCUGCCUUCAGAUUCAGAAAUUUUACUUGAUUCUUCAGAGCCAGAGGAUAUGGUGGAGGAGUAUUUUGUUGACUCUGUCCCUGAUCCACACUCUCAGUCAGACGAAGAGAAAUCCUAGACAGUGGUAUGCAGCACAUAUUUUCCAUUCAAAUUUUUUAGAACGAGGGUAGAAUUAUAUGAAUUAGACUAUCAUAUCAUCUGUAGCAGGCACUGUUAGUAUUUUGAACAACUGAGCAGUCUCUUGUAAUUUUCGAGCCAGCAGGAAUGCAAUAUUUGCUCCUCUUUCUCGAGUAGACAGUCAACGAUUCUAUUAUCGAACCUUGAGGUUCUUAAUAUGUAUUACUAAUAGUUGCUGGUAUAAUUACCCUGUUAAUCCAUGAUGAUGUAAGUUCGGAAUGCUGUGCUCUCAUUUUGGUAAGUAAACUCGUUUUGUGAUAUGGGUAA